This is a messenger RNA of Henningerozyma blattae CBS 6284, 1236 nucleotides long. RefSeq lists its product as uncharacterized. Gene Ontology annotation, cellular component: plasma membrane. The record is from RefSeq and is a predicted model, not a curated record. Gene Ontology annotation, molecular function: GTP binding; GTPase activity; GDP binding. The transcript has a single exon. Gene Ontology annotation, biological process: signal transduction. NCBI's taxonomy places the organism in Eukaryota, Fungi, Ascomycota, Saccharomycetes, Saccharomycetales, Saccharomycetaceae. The coding region runs from base 1 to 1236 and encodes 411 amino acids.
AUGACUACUUUACUCUACGAUAGUAUCAACUAUUCGAACUCGUUGCCCAGAUUCUACGAUAUGUCGUCGUAUAGGAUUACUGUCAUGGGAUCUCAUUCAUCGGGGAAAACUUCUUUGAUCCAUAAUUGGUUGAAUGAUCAAUUCAAUUCUAAAGUACUGUCCAAUGUAUCCAACGAUGAUAUCUAUUAUAAAUCUAUCCAUUUGAACUCCACUUCCAAUAUUAAUUGUAAAUAUGUGAAGAAAUUGAACUCCAUCAUGCAUUUAAAUAAAUUGAACAAGAAAUUAAACAAGGCUACAUUGCAAUUGCAAUUUCUAGAUUCCAUCCCAAUCGAUAUCGAAGAUUAUUCCGACAUCAGAUCGGAACAAUUGCUUCAAUCAGAUUCAUUUGUUCUUUGUUUCGACCCUACUUCGGUGGAAUCGUUCAACGAAUUAAGAUAUUAUUUCAUCACUAUUGAUAGAGUCUUCAAUUCAUCCAAUUCUCAAUUGGCAUUACCUCCAAUUUUCAUUGUCAAUACAAAAUCGGAUUUGAAUUACAAGAGAACAGUUUCUAUUCAAGAGGUUAAUCUUUUAAUGUAUAAAUUGAAUCUUUCCAUCAACAAAUACUAUUUUGAAAUCACUUCGAAAUUGAAUUUAAAUACACAAAAUUUAUUAUUUACCAUUCUUAUAGAAAUUGAAAAAAAUAAAUUGAAGAAUAAAUUGAUUUUUGAAAAUUUAUCAAAUAAUAACUCCAAUACAAACAAGACUCUUUCCAAAGAUGAUUCUAAUUCUUGUUCAGUGACCGGCUCUGCUUCUGCUUCCCCCAUUAAUAACAUUCCUUCUGAUGACGCCACUAUCACUUCAACUUCCAGUAAUUCAACAAUCACAUCUUUUGUUUCUUCAACCCAAGACCCUAAUAACCUUAUUACGAAAUCUACUCCUCCAACUCCCACCACCACAGCCACUACUACUACUGCUACUACUACUACUACUACUCCUUCUUCCACCUCUAAUCAUUCUCGUACAAGAUCUACCUCGGAGUUGCCUCCACUCUAUACUCGUCAUCAUACUAACCCACUUUCAACAAAUAGUGCAACUUCCCCAAUACAUUGUAAUAAGAAAAAACUAUUCAGAUUCAAUACAACCACAAACUUACUAGAGACUACAAAUUCCACAUCAUUACUUCCUCAUACAUCAAGACUAGAUAAUGGAUCCACUUCCCCUUCAAAAGACAAUAAUAACGUGUGCAUCCUUUGUUAA